CACUAACUUCCAAUUCCUUUUUUCCUUAUGUUGAUAUAAUAAUAAUACUGACAAUCAGCGAUGAAGACGAGAUUCUUCUCGUGUCUGAAGACACUGAUCAACACUGGCGGCCAAUCCGCCGCUUCUAAUUCCACCAAGCUUUUGCUUAUCUGCGCAAUCAGUGGGACAGGAGGCGUAGCGGCAUACGCAGAUUCAAAUUCAUCUGCUGCACCCAAGAAGAAGCAGCGAGUGCUGGUGCUGGGGACAGGAUGGGCCGCCACCAGUUUCUUGAAAGAUUUGGACAUCUCAACCUACGACGUCCAGGUUGUUUCUCCCCGGAAUUACUUCGCCUUCACCCCCUUGUUGCCCAGUGUCACCUGCGGCACCGUCGAGGCCCGCAGCGUAGUCGAGCCUGUCCGAAACAUCGUCAAAAAGAGAAACGGCGAGAUCAAGUUUUGGGAGGCCGAAUGCCUGAAGAUCGACCAUGUCAACAGAAAGGUCUUCUGCCGUUCCAACAUCGACGAGGAUUUGCCCGGAGACAACUCCUUCUCCUUAAAUUUCGAUUACUUGGUCAUAGCCGUUGGAGCCGAAGUUAACACUUUCAACACUCAAGGCGUCAAGGAGCAUUGCCAUUUCUUGAAGGAAGUGGAGGAUGCUCAAAGCAUCCGAAGGGCUGUAAUAGAUCGCUUCGAAAAAGCUGUCCUACCCGAACUCACAGAAGAAGAGCGAAAGAUGAUCCUCCACUUUGUGAUAGUCGGAGGUGGUCCGACCGGCAUUGAAUUCGCGGCCGAGCUCCACGACUUCGUCCAUGAAGACUUGGUCAAAAUAUAUCCGUCGGUUAAAGACUUGGUUAGCAUCACCGUCAUACAAUCCGGCGAUCAUAUCCUAAACACGUUCGACGAGAGGAUUAGUACAUUCGCCGAGAAAAAAUUCAAGAGGGAUGGUAUUGAAGUCCUAACAGGGCAUCGUGUGAUGGGUGUUACAGACAGGAAACUUCAUAUGAAAGCAAAGGCCACGGGGGAGGAAAUCUCGAUACCACAUGGGAUGAUCGUAUGGUCCACCGGAGUCGGGACCCGACCAGUGAUAAAGGAAUUCAUGGAACAAAUUGGCCAGGGAAAUAGACGUGUUCUAGCCAUAGAUGAAUGGUGUCGAGUACGAGGACUCGAAAAUAUCUACGCGAUCGGGGAUUGCUCCACCUUGUGCCAGAAAAAGAUUAUGGAGGAUAUAACAGAUAUAUUCAGAGAAGCCGACACAGACAACUCGGGUACAUUAAGCAUGGAGGAAUUCGAGGAUGUGAUCGAGGAUGUGAUCAUUCAGUACCCUCAAAUAGAGCUGUAUUUGAAGAGCAAGAUGUUGAAUGUCUCCGAUUUGCUAAAGAGCAUGUACAAUGGUAAAGAAGAGGUCGACAUCGACAAGUUCAAGUUGGCAUUGUCCGUAGUAGAUGAACAAACAAAGAGUCUUCCCGCAACCGCUCAAGUUGCGGCUCAGCAGGGCGCGUAUCUUUCGAAUUGCUUCAAUAGAAUGGAACAGUGUAAGAAGAACCCCGAAGGGCCUCGUAAGUUCCAAUCCGGUGGUGGCCGUCAUGAGUUUCGCCCUUUCAGAUAUCGACAUCUUGGGCAAUUUGCGCCUCUUGGUGGGGAGCAAGCCGCGGCUGAGCUGCCGGGAGAUUGGGUGUCGAUGGGCCGUAGCACACAGUGGCUUUGGUAUUCUAUAUAUGCUAGUAAGCAAGUUUCUUGGCGCACUAGGCUACUUGUAAUAAGCGACUGGUGCAAGAGAUACAUUUUCGGUAGAGAUUCAAGUCGCAUCUAAGAGAGGGUAGUAAGAAAGAAAGACCAGGAUUGAGAUCUAUACAUGUAUGUAUACAUGAUCUUGUUACACAGCCAGGGGGUGUUUCUAGUUCCUUCUUUGGAGUAUAGACUCAUUCCUGAAUAACUACUACCAUUUACUCAUUCAUUCAUUCAUUCAUUAUAGCCAAUCCUAAGGUUGUCUUACAAUGCUGAUGAUGAUGAAGAAACAAACUUAUCUUUAUCUU
Molecule: messenger RNA, 2011 nt
Organism: Andrographis paniculata
Lineage: Eukaryota; Viridiplantae; Streptophyta; Magnoliopsida; Lamiales; Acanthaceae
Product: external alternative NAD(P)H-ubiquinone oxidoreductase B1, mitochondrial-like
Exons: 9
Coding region: 61-1788 (575 amino acids)
Molecular function (GO): calcium ion binding; NADH dehydrogenase activity
Source: RefSeq, a predicted model, not a curated record